AGAAGAAUGGUGUUCAGUUGAAACAAAGAAAUUUCCUGUAAUGUCACGCACUUAUUAAAAUUGUUAAAAAUUUAAAAAUCUUUGGAAAUUAUUUUUUUGGAGAAAUUUUCAUUUUAAAGUUCUGACAAGAAUGUGCUGGCGGCGAGCAACAAAAACGUGGUGACCAGAACAGGGGAGCCGCGGUGCGAUGGAGCCCGACGAUGAGAAAAAAAAGAAGUUAAACGAUGACGUAGUGGUUUUUAUGCGCAAACGUAGCGAAACCGAAGCGCCGCGAUAUACCGCCCGACUGAAAACCUACGUCGAUUUCCAACAAAAGCGUCGGAGAGCAGCGGCCGCGCGCCGCCACUCUGAACACGGCCAUCACGAAAAGAAAAGCAACUCAACUACUAAAAAGAAAACUGAUGGCGACCUAAAAGAUAAAGCUCCGGACAAGCAGUACCUCUUUACUCCUUACAGAGAACAUAUCGGGGAUGAUGAAGACGGCAUGAGCAGGAGUGAUGAUGAGUGUUACAUGUUCGAAAGUCGUCGUGGCGGCAAGUACGUGCACCGAGCUCGUUCGUACUCCCAUCGGUCGGGGUCCAUCGACCCGGACGAUCCGUCUGACCGAGGGUGCCGCAGAAGGAAGAAAAAGAAGUGCCGUCGUCGUCGUCGUCGUCGCUCUUGUAAGAAGAAGAAGCGCCGUAAGAGUUGUCGUCGUAAGCGGCGUCGCAGCUGCAAACGCAAGCGACGCCGCAGCUGCAGCCGCAAGCGCCGUCGCUCGUGCAAACGCAAGAAGAAACGUUGUCCCCGCCGCCGCAGACGCCGCCGCUGCUGAUCAUAAAACUGUGCCCGUUAGGCCUGUGAAGGUUAAAUUUUCCGUGCUGUUUGUGUUCACCCUAUUAUACAUAUCUUUUUUUAUUAACUAUA
Molecule: messenger RNA, 906 nt
Organism: Helicoverpa armigera (cotton bollworm)
Lineage: Eukaryota; Metazoa; Arthropoda; Insecta; Lepidoptera; Noctuidae
Product: protamine-2
Exons: 6
Coding region: 188-814 (208 amino acids)
Source: RefSeq, a predicted model, not a curated record